This is a messenger RNA of Drosophila grimshawi, 2231 nucleotides long. RefSeq names its product pseudouridylate synthase 7 homolog (gene Pus7). The coding region runs from base 55 to 2190 and encodes 711 amino acids. Gene Ontology annotation, cellular component: nucleus. The record is from RefSeq and is a predicted model, not a curated record. Gene Ontology annotation, biological process: pseudouridine synthesis. NCBI's taxonomy places the organism in Eukaryota, Metazoa, Arthropoda, Insecta, Diptera, Drosophilidae. Gene Ontology annotation, molecular function: pseudouridine synthase activity; RNA binding. The transcript is spliced from 5 exons.
AGUGCUGAAGAACAAGAAAAACAAAAAUACGUACGGAAAAUUCGUAGAAUAAAUAUGGGUAAGGACCGCGGAGGACGAGGACGUCGGAAUUUCCAAUCCAAACCAUACAACAAGCACAACUGGCGUGGCCAGAAGAAGGAGCAGCAAAGGCGUAACAAUGGGGACGGCCCCAAACAACCACGCAACAGAGGACCACAACAGAAGUGCACACUUCUUGAGAAUCAAGUGGGAAUCACGGAAUUUACAAACGCUGACAUAGCCGGCUUUACGGGCAUUAUAAAAUCCCGUUUCUCCGAUUUCCAUGUGAACGAAAUCGACACCGAGGGGCACGUGUUGCAGUUGAACGACACCAAAGUGCCAAAAGUGGAAAUUGAACCUGUGGAUCAGUCUCAACUGGACGAAUGGCGUGAGAAACUAGCGACGGUAAUCGAUGAAAAUGUGUGGCAACAAAUCGCCGAUCUAUCCACAGCCAAAUAUGAUCCCAAAAGUGAUCAAAAUGUGGAUGUCAACGUAACCAGUCUAAAUAAGGAGCAGCGCACGCAAGUACAUCAUCUAAUCAAGCAGCUGUACAAGGGCAAAUUGGUGUCCAAAACGCUUGAUCAAGCCGAGCAGCAGGUACCCGAUUGUACUGGCGAGGAGAAGAAAAUUAUACGCAUCCUGAAGCCGAAGCCGGGUCGCUCUGAUAAUCGUUGGAGUUUCCCGCAUGAUUAUGCCACCUUUCUCGUGCAUAAAGUGAAUAUGGAUACCAGUGAAGUGGCCGCCACAAUAGCCAAUCGCUUAACAUUGCGUGCAUCUCAGGUGAACUACUGCGGUACCAAGGAUAAACGGGCCAAGACCACGCAGCGCUUCAGCAUCAAGCGUCGUACACCCGAGGCAAUUGCAAAUGCUGUGCGUGGCAUGAACAACGUUUACAUUGGCAACUUUAGCUUCUCGCCCAACACACUCAAACUGGGCGAUCUGCGCGGGAAUCGUUUUCGCAUUGCAUUGCGUCAUAUUACAGAGCAGCGCGAACACAUUGAGUUGGCAUUGCAGUCGCUGAAGGAGCGCGGCUUUAUCAACUAUUAUGGCUUGCAGCGUUUUGGGAACAGUGCCAGUGUGCCGACCUAUGAAGUGGGCGUGGCACUUCUCAAACGUGACUACAAACUGGCCUGUGAGCUGAUCUUGAAGCCACGUGACAAUGAUGUUGAAUUUAUGCGCGCCAUUCGUGAAGAGUGGUGGAAGAAUCGGGAUUCGGCUGCCGCUGCUGCCAAGUUCUACGGCAAUAAGUUCAUUGAGAAGAAACUGCUGGAUGGGCUGGCCACCUAUGGCGAGAAGGAUUAUGCAGCUGCUCUGCGUCGCAUACCAAGGAAUAUGCUGCUCCUCUAUCCGCAUGCAUAUCAGAGUCUGAUCUUUAAUCGAAUUGCAUCGAGACGCAUCAAAGAGUUUGGCCUGAAAUUGAUACCAGGUGACUUGGUCUAUGUCGAGGAUGACAUCUCAGAUGACCCCAUGCCUGUUGAAGAAAUCGCUGAGGAGGAGUUGGAUGUCGAUGACGAUGAGCAUGUGCUGGAAGAAGAAUCAAUAUUUAAACGCAAAGUGAGGCCAUUAACUGCUGAGGAUAUUGAGAGCAAUAAAUACAAGCUGUCGGAUGUAGUGAUGCCCCUGCCGGGCUACGAUAUAACAUAUCCAAGCAACGAGUGCGCUGCCUGGUAUGAGGAAAUGCUUGCCGAGGUGGGCUUAACCUCGGAGCUGCUGCGGCACAAGGAGAAAACCUAUGCUUUGGGUGGUGCCUAUCGUAAAUUGCUCAUUGAAACUAGCGAUUUGACAUGGAGUUUUCGUCGCUAUCGAACACCUGAAGACACUCUGAUUGCCUCCGAUUGGGAGCAGUUGAAAAACAUUGAAAUCACCCCAGAGCCAGCUGAGUCUGAAUCAGGCGAUUAUACGGCAUUACUUUUAGAGUUUACGUUGCCUACAGCCGUUUAUGCGACAAUGUUUCUGCGGGAGUUGUUCAAACAGGAUACGUCGACAGCCACGCAAAUGCAGCUGGAAAAGGAGGAAAUUAUUAAGAAAUUGCAACAGGAAAGUCGAGUAACUGCAGAAGAGCAAGUUGCACAAGAAAGUGCAACAAUUGCUGACGAGCAAAUUGAAAAGAAAUUGCCACAAGAAAGUCAAACAAUUGCUGACGAGGCGGAGGCGCAGUCGCAGCCAAUUUGAAAGUAACUGCCACCAAUAAAAAAUCGAUAAGAGAAAAUCAA